Messenger RNA from Metarhizium brunneum ARSEF 3297, 540 nucleotides. RefSeq names its product Damage response protein 1 (gene DAP1). The record is from RefSeq and is a predicted model, not a curated record. Gene Ontology annotation, cellular component: endomembrane system; membrane; endoplasmic reticulum. NCBI's taxonomy places the organism in Eukaryota, Fungi, Ascomycota, Sordariomycetes, Hypocreales, Clavicipitaceae.
AUGGAUUAUGUCGGACAUCGUGUUGUGCAAGAGGCUGCCAAAGAAGCCGCCAGCACAACGACGCCAUUCACACCCCUCAACCUCAUCCUCCUAAGCGUCCUCGUCUACACGGCAGUCUCGACCUUCUCGCGCUCCAACACGACGGCCCCGAUCCCCCGCGGCCCUCCGCCCAAGGUAUUCCGCACCUACACCCCGCGAACGCUGCUGCCCUUCAACGGCGAAAACGGCAACCCCAUCUUCUUCGCCGUCCGCGGCCGCGUCUUCGACGUCAGCAACGGGCGCAACUUCUACGGCCCCGGCGGCCCGUACUCCAACUUUGCGGGUCGCGAUGCCAGCCGCGGCCUGGCCUGCCACAGCUUCGACACGGAAAUGCUGACGGAGGACCUGGACGGCCCGCUGGACAAGCUCGACGGUCUUGGACCCAGCGAGAUGGACGCCUUGCAGGGCUGGGAGGAGACCUUCUCCGGGAAGUACGACAUUGUUGGCAAGCUUGUGUCGGUUGCCGACUACAAUGCCGGAAAGGCCGAGGGUGCGCAGUAG